UAUAUAGUUCCGCCGCAGUGUGAAAUAUUAGUUCCUAGGAAACAGAUGCUGCUCUCAUAUCUCAUCAUAAUGAGCCCAUCAUCUGUUCUCUGACAGCCUGGAAAUCUUAAAAACUCAAAAAUGUGGCGAAAGUAUCGGAAACGUUUGAUGACGUUUGUUUUGUUGUGUAUUUUCCGCGGAGCCGCCAUGUUGAGUCUGUCGGCCCGGGCAGCAGGACCGGAUGAGGCUGCUCAGGUUGUCCUGUCAGAGGAGUUGGAGAAUAAACCCAGCUUUGUUGAGUCAGAGGAGUUGGACGCUUUGCCCAGAAGGCAGUUUAAAACGGCUGAAAUCGCAGACGCGGUGUUGAGAACUGAAACCCCCAUUCAUCCGUCUGACAUCGAAUCGCUGAUUCCCAGGAAUGCAAAGGACUUCCAGUCGGGCUUCUCUCCCCCCUGUGACGGGAACGGCGAUCGGUGCGUCUCGCCUGCGCAGGCCGAAGACCUGGAGCUGCUGGAGGAGCCGGAAGCAGAAUCAAUGCAGCAGGUCUCUCUGGAGAUGGUCCCUGCAGAACUUCCAGCUGAAGAAGCGAACACCACAGAGACGGCAAAGACGUAUAAAGUGAACUGUGACAGGAGGAACAUCACAGGAUUGGAGAGCUUCACUGUUCAGGUCCUCAACUCCUCACAGGACCUGAUGGAUUUUCUAAACACCAACAGCACAGAGUGCUCUGUGGUUCUGUUCUUCACAGCCUGGUGUCAGUUCUCAGCCAAACUGGCGCCGCACUUCAACGCCCUGCCACGCGUUUUCCCCAGCAUGCAUUUCCUGGCCCUGGAUGCUUCGCAGCACAGCAGCCUCUCCCCCAGGUUUGGGACGGUGGCUGUUCCCAACAUCCUGCUGUUUCAGGGGGCCAAACCUAUGGCUCGCUUCAACCACACGGACCGCACGCUGCAGAUGCUCACGUCCUUCAUCAGCAACCAGACAGGGUUUGAAGCGGGCCCCAACAGAGACGUGACAGAGGGAGACCGGAUGGGGCCCCUGUCCAGCAUCCCGGUGAGAGGCAUCGACUGGCUCCUUGUCUUCUCCAUCCUCUUCAUCACGGCCUUCAUCGUCUACGCCAUCCUGCGGGCGGACAGCCUGCGCUGGCUCAUACCGGGACAGGAGCACGAACACCAGGACUGAAAACACAAUAAUCACACUGCAAAGUUUUUCAUUCAAAAAUGUUUUAGAUUCAAAUAAAAUAUGUGAAAUGUU
This is a messenger RNA of Poeciliopsis prolifica (blackstripe livebearer), 1230 nucleotides long. Its product is annotated as thioredoxin domain-containing protein 15-like. Gene Ontology annotation, cellular component: cilium. Gene Ontology annotation, biological process: cilium assembly. The record is from RefSeq and is a predicted model, not a curated record. Bases 121 to 1158 code for a protein of 345 amino acids. Lineage: Eukaryota; Metazoa; Chordata; Actinopteri; Cyprinodontiformes; Poeciliidae. The transcript is spliced from 6 exons.